UCCAGCUCUCAGCGGUUGUUGGAAGAGUAGUCGCAGCUUCUUCUCGGCGGUUUAUUAAUAUUAUUUGUUUUCGUGCCCUGCGUCGUGUGCUUUAUUCCUCGUUUCCUCUUCUCCGCGCAGUAAUUCUUUCUUCCGUGCCGCCAUGAACGGUUUCCGCGACAGCAGAAUCGAGGAGGGCUCUUUUCUCUUCACCUCAGAGUCGGUGGGGGAAGGGCACCCAGAUAAGAUUUGUGAUCAAAUUAGCGAUGCUGUCCUUGAUGCACAUAUUAAACAAGAUCCAAAUGCCAAAGUAGCCUGUGAAACUGCUGCAAAGACUGGAAUGAUCCUCCUAGCUGGGGAGAUCACAUCCACCGCUGCAGUGGACUAUCAGAAAAUUGUUCGGGAAACAAUCAAGCACAUUGGCUACGAUGAUUCCUCAAAAGGCUUUGACUACAAGACAUGCAAUGUUUUGGUUGCCCUGGAGCAGCAGUCCCCUGACAUAGCUCAGGGAGUCCAUCUUGACAGAAAGGAAGAAGAUGUUGGUGCUGGAGAUCAGGGUUUGAUGUUUGGCUAUGCUACUGAUGAGACGGACGAAUGCAUGCCCCUGACCCUUCUCCUAGCACACCAGCUGAAUGCAAAGCUGGCAGAGCUCCGUCGUAACCAUACCUUGCCCUGGCUGCGACCAGAUUCUAAAACUCAGGUGACUGUGCAGUACAGGCAGGAUCGUGGUGCUGUCAUCCCUAUUAGAGUCCACACAAUUGUCAUUUCUGUUCAACAUGAUGAGAAAAUUGGUCUGGAUGAGAUGAGGGAUGCUUUGAAAGAGAAAGUGGUCAGAACUGUUGUGCCUGCAAAAUACCUGGAUGAUGAUACUGUCUAUCACCUGCAGCCUAGUGGCCGUUUUGUAAUUGGUGGCCCCCAGGGGGAUGCUGGCUUGACUGGCCGGAAGAUAAUUGUUGACACCUAUGGUGGCUGGGGAGCACAUGGAGGUGGUGCUUUCUCUGGUAAAGACUACACAAAAGUCGACCGUUCGGCUUCUUAUGCUGCUCGCUGGGUUGCAAAGUCCCUUGUAAAGUCUGGUCUUUGUCGGAGAGUGCUUGUUCAGGUCUCCUAUGCCAUUGGAGUGGCCCAUCCACUGUCAGUCUCGAUUUUCCAUUAUGGCACCUCUCAAAAGACUGAGUAUGAGCUGCUAGACAUUGUGAAGAAGAAUUUUGACCUCCGCCCAGGGGUCAUUGUCAGGGAUCUGGAUCUGAAGAAGCCUAUUUAUCAGAAGACUGCAGCCUAUGGUCACUUUGGUAGGAACAACUUCCCAUGGGAAGUCCCCAAAAAGCUUAAAUACUGAACAUGUUGGGCUUCUUUCCCCAGACCUGUUGGUGUACAUUACAGAGAAACCUUCAGGCUCUCCUGUGGGAAAGAGCCCCGUUCCCUAAACUGGUUCUGUCCUUCUCUGCUCUUAACUUGGCACACUCUGUCCAUUGCUAUGAAUAUUAGUCCUCUGGGGACCGCAAAUUGCACUGUGCUUUCUCCUCUUCCUGGUGUGCUUGACGUAUGAGUAGAACCAGUUGAGCAUAGGCGCUAUAUGUAAUAUAUAGAGAAAAACAGACUGUAAUCAAAACCGUGUUUCAGUCUAAUCCUUUGUAUUGCCCAAAGGUUAACAAUUCUUCCCAUUCAAAAAACAAACAAGAAAUUUCCCUUGUAACGUGCACAGUCUGUGGUUCCACAUACAUUCUGGAUACCUAGAGCAGCACUGUGCAAUGACUUGAUUCUAUUGAGAAUAUAAAGCCCAUGUUUCUGUUCCCCAACUCUGGUCAGUCUCAUGUGAGCCAUCACCACCACUGUAGCAGAUAGCCUUGCAUGCAACACAAGUUCCAUUUGGAGCUUCAGUUUUUAAAUGGAGGCAAUUCUGGUUCAGCAAUCAAUGAUCUUAUGCUCUAAAAUUCAGUCAGCACCCUUUUUUAAUCAUUUCCUGCUCUUUUGGGGGGGGGAUGUAUGUGUUAAGGUUUGAAAAAUCCUAUGCACACUUUUAGCACUAGCCAAACCUCACCAUCUUUAUCAAAUGGGCUCUUGGCCAACCUUGUGGCGUAUUACAGAGAAGUCACAGGGUCGUACGCAAGGUCUGUAGGCUGCACACUUUUGGCACCUGGAAUUUUUUUUCUUUAGAGCCAAGAACUUCAUAUUGCACAAAACUCCCAGGGUUUAUUUUCUAAGCCAGGUCCAAACUGCAUUCUGAAGUACUGGUGUAGCUACAGAGAAGCCAGUUCCCUUUAGAGUUCAAGUGCAUUUGGAAAGGACGUGGGGAGAAACCCUACAUACUUGAAACUUUUUAAUUGCUUAUUUAUUGUGUUUUUGAGACUGGGUGUGAGUACAGAGAAGCCCUUGUCUCAAAUGGCAGCUUUUAAACUUUAUUUUGACACCAUGAAUUCCUUGACAGUUUCCAGCAUUCCUUGAUAGGCCAAGGUGUCCUACAGAAAAGCCUUGGGCCAUAACCUACAGGGGGUCUGGCUUGUGUAAAACAGGGGUGGGCAGUGCUAGGGGAAACUGGCCUUGGGAGAGGCAAACUUGGUUGGUGUUGUACAGAGAAGCCAGCUUGUUUACCUGCCCAUCCCAUGGCCAAUGCCCUGAGCAGGAAGUGCCUUUUGCGUUCCACUUUUUUCCUGGGCAUUUAUGACAUAUGUCUGGUUCUUGAAAUUCCAAGUUGACUAAAGAUCUUAAUAAAGUGCUAGGUUCUAUCUGA
This is a messenger RNA of Elgaria multicarinata webbii, 2710 nucleotides long. RefSeq names its product S-adenosylmethionine synthase. Gene Ontology annotation, molecular function: methionine adenosyltransferase activity; ATP binding. The record is from RefSeq and is a predicted model, not a curated record. Gene Ontology annotation, cellular component: cytosol; methionine adenosyltransferase complex. Lineage: Eukaryota; Metazoa; Chordata; Lepidosauria; Squamata; Anguidae. The coding region runs from base 143 to 1318 and encodes 391 amino acids. Gene Ontology annotation, biological process: S-adenosylmethionine biosynthetic process. The transcript has 9 exons.